Messenger RNA from Salvia splendens (bonfire salvia), 1980 nucleotides. RefSeq lists its product as uncharacterized. The coding region runs from base 1336 to 1980 and encodes 214 amino acids. NCBI's taxonomy places the organism in Eukaryota, Viridiplantae, Streptophyta, Magnoliopsida, Lamiales, Lamiaceae. The record is from RefSeq and is a predicted model, not a curated record. The transcript has a single exon.
AACGGCUAGACCCAAAAUUUAGAGAUUAAACAAGAAGAAAGCAUUGCUCCUAUUUGUCUCUGAUGGACUACUCCAAUCAAAACUAUGCUUAAGAGAAUUAAGUUUGUUUUAUCCGUUGAACACUUCAAGAGUUAAGAUAAGCUCUAACUAUCACCACUAUUAGGUCAAACACGAUAAUUAAAUCAUACAUUAACUUAACCCACGCUCAGUAGACACCAAACCAAUUUUAAUAGAUAUAAACUAUCGAUCCACUUAAGACUCUCUCUCUAAGCCAGAAUCAAAUCUCAAAUUUCUUGCCUAUGAGUUUUUUAUGCUAAAGAGACAAUAGAAUAAUGGCUAAAGAUUUACGUCUCAAGAUUAGAAGAAUAAUUGAACAAUUCAUAAAUAAGAAUCACGCAUUAAUUAAACCAUAAAAGUCAAAGUAUUAAAUAAUUCACCCUAUUAUAUAUUUGGAGCAACGUGAUCUAGCAAAACAUACUAAAAUGAAUUAUAUCUAAAGAACCAUGAAUUCCAUGGUGUCCUCCAACUCUAGAUGGUGAGUGUGUUAAAACUCUUAAAUUUUGUCCCAUAUCGAUUUGGUGAUGAUCCUAGCUCAUCUAUAUAAUUAUGGAUAACCAUCUCCCUUAUAUGGCCUUUUAAGGAUUGAGUGACUCAUUUCAAAUAUGGUAUCAGAGCGAGACCAAGUUGAUGAAGAUUUUAUCUUUUUAUCUCUUCUCUUGCCUACCCUUGUUAUGAAACUGACCCACACGUGAGGGAGUGUGUUAAAACUCUUGAAUCGAGGGAGCAUGUUAAAACUCUUGAAUCUUGUCCCACAUCGACUUGGUGAUGAUCCUAGCUCAUCUAUAUAAGUAUGAAUAAUUCUUCCCCAUUUAAUAUUUUUUAAGAGGUAAGUGACUCAUUUCUAAUAGUGUGUUUAAAGGGUGAUGUAAAUAAAAUUGGAUUGAAUAAGUUAAUGAAAUAUGAGUCAUACUUAUAUGUAUUAGUUUUAUAAUAAAAUAUGAGUGAAAUAAGUUGGUGAAAUGUGGGGCCUACUUACCAUUUAUGGUAAACAUUAAAUAUGACACUUAUUGUGGGACGGACCAAAUUAGCAAAAUAUGACUCUUAUUGUGAGACGUAGGGAAUAGUGAAAAUAGUAUUAGCACUUGAUAAUUAUUUUGGACAAACAUAAAAUGUAAAAGUACAUCCAAAUCAGAUUUGUACAGAAGUGUCCCUUCAUGCAUUCUGUGUUGUGGUGUAUUACAAAAUCUUCUAGAAGGCAUGCAUAUAACUUAUAUAUUACAGAGUACCAAAAAAACAACAAAUUUCAGAGUAAGAUAUACUGAAAAUAUCAUAUGAAUGGCAGAAAGAAAGAGAAGAGCAGAAUGUGAAUAUGGAGAAGCUGCAGAAGGAACUCAUUAUGAGGAAGUGGAAUCUUGUUACAAGCAUGGUUUUGAAUAUGUGGAUGAGCACAGGGUGAAAACUGAAUCUGCCCCUCUGCUCAGAGCUAUCUUCAAGAAAUACGGCGACAUAACUAGUGGCAACGAUGUCAAAUCAUCCGAUCUUCUGUCCAUCUUCCUGGAGAGAAUCUGCCAUGUCUACCAAAGGCUUGAGCAGGCCGAGCGCCUUGAUCUCUCGCGUGUAGAGCUUCAAGGCAUGAUCUCCGAGCUCCGCCUUUGCAAGAUGCAUAAACUGAAUGUGGGAUGGAUUCUUGAGAGGGUGGAGUAUAAACUUAUUGAGUUGAUGGACAAGGAGUUGGGGGCUUAUGAAACACAAUUUUGCUCUUUACUGAAGGAAAUCUCAUCAAUCAAAGCAGAAUUAUUAGUGAUGAAGCAAGAGGUUGCUGCUGCUAAUGUGAUUGAUCUUGAGGAGGAGCAGGUUGGAGCAAGAGAAGAAGAAGAUAGCGGUGAGGUUGGAUCUUCCAUGAGACGAUCCACGAGACUAAGGAAGCAGCCGGGCUGGCACAAGGCGUUUUACUUGUUAGAUAGUGUAGACUUAUGGUAG